This is a messenger RNA of Acipenser ruthenus (sterlet), 5854 nucleotides long. Its product is annotated as sodium/bile acid cotransporter 7-A. Gene Ontology annotation, cellular component: plasma membrane. Bases 552 to 1574 code for a protein of 340 amino acids. The record is from RefSeq and is a predicted model, not a curated record. The transcript has 12 exons. Lineage: Eukaryota; Metazoa; Chordata; Actinopteri; Acipenseriformes; Acipenseridae.
UUCUAAAGGACUGCUAUAGUAGCUAGUAAAGUCUUGUCAAAUGACAUAAAUGUCGCUUGUGUUUUGUGGUGUUGUACUUUCAGUUUCGAAUUUUAAAUAGUUAAUUGUUAACUUUUACUUAGUUUAACAUUAUUUGAACACUCAACUUUAAAGAGUUACAAUUCAGACAUCCCGCACAAUAGCGUUUGCUCUAGCUUUGACGUCAUCCUUGUCGACAUUACCGUAAUGAACAGAAAACGUGACUAUAAGCCUUUCUAAACAUGAGGGGGAAAUAACAAAAUCAGUUCGACGUAUAAACAAAGUAGAUAUAAAUUUCAUUUAUUCAAAUAAAAAAAAAGAAAGUGAAUUUGUGUCUGGGGAAAGAGCCAAAGAUGUUGUCUUAAUCUAUUCUUCCUCAAAUGGUAUUUGCGUACGUAUUAGGUUCUGAAGGGUAAUGAUGGCGACUUUCUAAUAUCUGAGGAAAUAACAUACCGCAAAGCUUUUGUCCAAUGUUUUUAGCUGCAUCACAUACUUGACCAGAGUGAUACAGAGCACCGCUUUCGGUUCUCAAAAUGGGUCUUUUAGAUAGGCUAAGGAAGGAGUGGUUCAUUAUAGGAAUCGUGCUUGUGAUCACCUUCGCAAGGCUGGAGCCUUCUGUAGGAGUGAAGGGAGGACCCCUGAAGCCUGAGAUCUCAAUCACAUAUAUCGCUGUAUCUGCAAUAUUUUUUAACAGCGGACUCUCAUUAAAAACUGAGGAGCUAACCAGUGCUUUGAUGCAUGUGAAGCUUCACCUUUUUGUCCAGAUCUUCACACUCGUAUUUUUUCCUGCUGCAAUAUGGCUUUUCCUGCAAAUCUUAUCAUUAACCACCAUCAAUGAAUGGCUGUUAAAAGGGUUGCAGACUGUUGGCUGUAUGCCUCCUCCUGUGUCCUCUGCUGUAAUUUUGACCAAAGCUGUUGGUGGAAAUGAGGCUGCUGCUAUAUUUAAUUCAGCCUUUGGAAGUUUUCUGGGAAUUGUCGUAACUCCACUUUUACUGCUACUUUUUCUUGGGUCUUCCUCUUCUGUGCCUUUCACCUCCAUAUUCUCACAGCUGUUUAUGACGGUAGUGGUCCCUCUCAUAGCUGGACAGAUCAUCCGCAGGUUCAUUAAGGACUGGCUAGAGAGGAAAAAGCCUCCUUAUGGUGCAAUCAGCAGCUGUGUGCUCCUCAUGAUUAUCUACACGACAUUCUGUGACACUUUCUCCAACCCACAUAUCGACUUGGAUAAGUUCAGUCUGAUCAUAGUGGUGUUCAUCAUAUUUUUCAUCCAGCUCAGCUUCAUGCUUUUAACAUUCGUCUUUUCUACGGGGAAACAAUCAGGAUUCACUCCUGCAGACACAGUGGCAAUUAUGUUUUGCGCUACACACAAGUCCCUUACUUUAGGGAUUCCAAUGCUGAAGAUAGUGUUUGAAGGCUACGAGCAUCUGUCCUUAAUCUCCGUCCCGUUGCUGAUCUACCACCCCGCACAGAUUCUGCUGGGCAGCGUGCUGGUUCCAACAAUAAAGUCUUGGAUGGUCAAAAGGCAGAAGGCACUGACGUUAAAGCUGCAACCUGUAUAACAACAAAUCCUGCUUUACUCCUCGAAAUGUGCAUGGAAUGUAACACACAGCGGCCCUAAUGAAUCCGUUCAGGAGCUUUUGCGUCGUUAACUGUGAAAGGACAUCUGCAUUUCAAGUGCCUUAACAGAUCCAGCUAGGAACACGAUCUGGGUUUUGAACCAACAGGUUUGGUCCUGCAGAGGGUGUUUCUGCUGACCUUUCUUUUUUUUUUAUACAUCUAUAUUUUUUAUAUAUGUAAAUAUCAAGAUAUAAUGAAGAAUAAUCCAGCGAGUUCAUUCCAUGGCGUUUGCCAUCUAUUGAACUAUUGAGACAUCUGUAAAAAGGUGAAGGAUUCCUAAUUCAUUAGCAAUGUGUGGGCUUCAAUGGUUCAAGGUUUGUUUUAUGUGUAUUUGUAUCUUCUUCUUGAUGUUGUUUUAUUAAAAAUAUUUGAUUGACUGUAAAAAUGAUUCAACAUGACGUUUUGACCAACCAUUAAUACAGAUUGGCAGGAAGCUGGUUGACAAAAUUAAUGUAACCUUUUAUUGUAGGAAAACCCAGUUCUAAAAAGCUGAAUUUAGAUAUUAUAGGUCAUUCACAGCUAUUCCAAGCUACAGCAUUAGGAGUAUAUUAAAACAGUCUGGCCCACUUUCCUAUUUAUAACAACUUGUGUGACACGACAGUGGUUCAAGUACCAAACAGUAUGUGUCCUUUUCACAUCCUGAUCAUUAAGACUUACUGAACUUCAUAUUCGGACUGACAACAACCUUUUUGAUACUGUUAGCAACAAACUAUGGAGUUUUGAACAUACGUCAAUCUGGGAGGCUGGUAUAUUGCUUUUUGAGUGACCAUAUUUAACCGCUUAUGUGUUUGCGCUUAUGUAAACAGUCAUUCAUGCUCCUUCACCAGGGACAUGUUAAUGGAGUAGUGCAAUUUACACUGAGUCUGUAAUGGGGGUUCUUACCAUUUGAUUCAAAUAAUCUGUGGACGACACAGUAUAGUAAACACAAACUAAAGUCUUCAAGGAGUCAAUUAAAUCACAGUACAUUUUAGGACUGCAGAAACAAAAACGCAUUUUCACAUCACUGGUCUCUUUGUUUCUUUUUCUUGACAACCUCUACAUUAAUUACAUCCUUACAAAGAUAUCAACUAUUGGGCAUUCUCAAACAGAUAUUAUAUUGAAUCUGUUGCUGUUUGGGUAUUUUUCAUGUCAGACGUCCCCCAUUUAUAGACACAUUCGUGUUUGCUAAUAAGUUUGACUUUGUUGUUCAUAUCAUGCUGUUUAUGUCCAUGCACUGAACUAUGAUAAGAAUGUAUUUUAUAAAAAAAAGUAAUACACACAAAAGACCAGUUUAUAGCCACAUUCUUUAGAAUUGCUCACAGCAGUUCACUCUGCUUGUUGUAUUACACUGUCUCUCUCUCUAGUCUCUCUCAUUCCGUUUUCACAGUAGCCAAAUAGCUACUUGUGGCCCAAGCAUGAGGGUUUCUGAUAGCCUGUAAAUUACUUUUGAUGGGUGUAAAAAGCAGCCAACAGAGUUGGUUUCUGAUGACUUUUCUUGAGCAGCUAUUUUGGCAUGAGCCGUUUCCACAGGAAAACCUAUUUCUGUUGUGGUUUUUCCUAAGGGUGAUAGGGUUAAUCUUCCUUGUAGAGAUCAGUAUUGGAACUUGCCUUUACGAUGGUAACAUUUCCCAAUCAGUUGGCAAGGUCUUUGGCUUUUUUUUGGUUUGUUUGUUUCGUUUCAGUGGCAGGCACCUUGUUUUAUUCGUAUUAUAAGCGAAUAAGGGUUAUGUACGGUAAAGGUCAUUAUUAUUACAAUUUAAAAAGUUUGCUAUGAUAAAAACAAAUGUUUGUCUGUUUUGAUUUUCUUUUCUUUUUUUUUUAAAUAUACAAAGUACCAUUGUUUCCCAUAAUGGACAAUUUAAGAAUGCUUAAUAUCCUACAAUUCUAUCUUUCUAAAUAACUCCUAAUUUAUAAUACUGUACCCUGGUUUCCUGUGUUAAUUACCUCAGUUUUUCUUCUGAUGUUCCGUAUUCAACAUGUGUAAUAAGAAUGCAGCUAUUGUGCCCUUGUGAGAUUGCUCAAAUGAGCUGCCCUCCUCCUUUCAUUUGAAUGGUAAUGUCAGCUAUUGAAUUAGGCAGAAUAACCAUGCUCUGUUCUGAUUUUUUAUUUUUUUUUAAAUAAUAACGGGGCUUGUGUCAUCCAUUGUAAAGAGAAUAAUAAAGCUCAGGGUCUCAGGGUGAAUCUUCAGUCGUGCAGUUUAUGAAGACUUUGAAAACCUGAAACCAUUACUUUAUUUAUUUAUUGUUAUUAUUAUAAAACAGUCAUAACCAAUACAGCCUUAAACAGUUCUGGGCAUUCCGUUCAGUUUAAAAAAAAUGUGGAAAAUGUGUUUCUGACAUUUGUUCCAGGCGUUUUUUGAAUGGAUGGAUGUAUUUUCCUCAAUAAUGCACAUCUCUAUAGAACCCAAGUAAUGGUGUUCUAUUCCUGCAAUGUAUUUAACAGGUAACAUUCCUAAGAGAUAAACUGUGAAGGGGCAGAAGCAUAUUUGGAUUGUGUUAAGUAUAUAUACGCGCUUAUUUUAAUAUAUAUUUCACCUUUCCUUUUUUAAAUCUGUAAUUAGCUGUUCUUCUUUAUGGAUUUUAUUCCACAAAGUUACUGCACAGCAUGUCUCAAGGUGGCAUUUCAAUUGAGUCUUAAGAACCCAGUAUGUUUCACCAAACUGUACUUCAUAAGUGAAGCACAAUAAACAAACACACACACAACAUGUCAAAAUUUUUUACAGUUUACAGUUGCAGAAUGUUAUUUUGAUGGGCAAAUAAUGAGAAAACAGCAUUUUAAACUGUUUUGCUGCUAAAGUGCUUUUGUCUGCACUGUAUGUAAUCUAAACAGAAAAUAUUGUACACUACACAGAAAUAACUGCAAUAAAAGUAAUGUUCCGUUUUCUUAUGCGAUCGUACCACCAAAGGACCGUAAUCUUUAUGUUCAUGAGAACGCUAAUGUCAUAAAAAAACCAAACAAAACUACUUCACGCUGGAUUUAGACUUCGGAUUAAUACAAUGUGAUUUGGUAUUCUCAACCCUUUAAUAACUGCUUCUGAAGAGAGUCUGUGUUUCAAAACAAUAUAUGAUUAUUAUUACUAUUUAUUUAAUUUUUUUGGAAGUUCAAUCAGGGAAUUGGGCUGUUUCCACUUGUUUAUAACUUUUCGCAAGCAUCACAGAGCAGGUUUCCUCCAGUAAUGGCAGCUACCGUAAGUUGUUACUUUUUUGUUGAUCCUAGUAGAGGCAACUGCUGAUUCAUUUGAAGUCCAAAGCUGUGAUUUGCAGCAUUGUUUACACCAUGAUGUUAUGUGUUUCUGAGCUUUACAGCUUUAAAGGAAAAAAAUAGGCCUGCUAUUUCUUCCCUGAUAUUGAACUUUUCCUUACUGCCAUCCAAAAUAUUUGUUUUGUCUAAUACCAAAUCAUUUCUGGUAAGCGCGGUUUAUAUUUACUUUCCUGUUUUAUUGUUUUUCAUUUUUCUGCAAAAGAUUAUUACUAUUAUAUUUAAUUAUUAGUCUUCUUCUUAUUAUUAUUAUUAUUAUUAUUAUUAUUAUUAUUUUGUUCAAUACAUCAGUGGUUGAAAAUGUUAGGAAGGUGGUUUUGUUCUGUUUAAUUUUGUUGUUUUUGAUAUGAUUGAUUAAUUCUUCUCUAAUUUCCAUUGAAAGUAGCUAUGCUCAAAUGUAACCUAUUUUUAAUCAACUUGUAUGCAUUUAACUUGAUUUUUGGAAUAUAGCAUGCAUAGAUAUAUACACACACACUGGAUGUUUAAAAAAUGGUAGAUAGCAUUAAAAUAAUAUUAGUUAAUGAUUUGAUUCAUGCUCAAGCCCUGUUUUUAUUUAUUUUAAUUUUAAUUUUAAUGAAACUGGCUAGUGGUUACGGACAGACUGUUGACCACUAAGCCUGUUGUGCCACCUCCAAACCCCCUUUUUUAACAAGACAUGAAUAUAGUGACCUCUUUGCAUACUGUUGCAAAAUAUAAGGUUUUAAGAGCCCUUACUUUUUGUUUUAUUAGUGCUGUAGUCCUUCAUAAAUUAUGCCUGUCAGAGUUCUUUUCACGGGCUAUUCUUGCAUGGAUUCAAAUGCUAUUUUUAGUAAUAAUGCUUCAAAAGAACCAUCAACGCAUGCAGUGCUUAAAACAAACAUCAAGUUAUGUUGUUGUUUUAGAGGGGGGAGGGGGGUUGUAAUACUGUUUCUAAAAUAAAGUUAUGUAAAAAAUGUUUUAUUAAUGUAAAUGUAUUUGAUUACAAAUCCCCAAUAACUGACCAUUU